CUGACAUCUUAUAUAUCUCGAAAUUGAUCCGCUAAUCGCCCGUGUUCCGCACAGAGAACAUGCACAGGUCACGGUUCCAGGUACAUCCCGUCGUGGUGUCGGCCAAGCGCUAUGAGGCUAUCCAGUCGCGGGCCCAGCAGAAGCAGAAGCACGCCCAGCUGGCGGAUGUCGAGGAGGAACGGCGGUACCGACAGUACCUCAAGGAGGGCAACGAUCUGCUGUGCAGCUACUUUAAGGGAAUGGUCACCCACAAGGCGGAGGAGAAGUCCAACGUGGCUGUGACGCCAGUCGUCGCGGCCGAGCCGCAGGAGAGCAAGCAAAUCGAAGAACGUUUGCGCAAGGAGCGGAUCCUGCGGGCCAACAAUAUUCUCGACCAAUUGAAGCCGGGACAUCGGGCUCUGCAUCAGGCACUGCUCGAGAGCGAGAUGCUCCAUCAGCGGGGCUUCAAUGAGGCGCUUAACAGGGAAAUCGCCGAGGACGCCCGUCGCCAGCAGGAGCAGGAUGAGAUCAUGUGUCCGGAGGUGCUCAUACCCUUUACUAACAUCACCGAGGAGGAGCUUGCGGCCAAGGAGGAGGAGAAGCGACAAGCCGUUCGUCUCGCCAUCAUGCAGGACGUGGAAGCGAAGCGAAAACUCAUGGCGGCCGAAAAGGAGCAGCGUCUCUUUGACGAGGUGGUGGAGCGGGCCCAGUACAAGUGCCUGCAGGACAAGGAGGAGAAGGCCUUCAAGGAGAGGAAGGCACGCAGCAUUGAGUUCAAUCGCAAGGCCUACCGCGAUUCCCUGAGGGAGAAGGCUGAGAUAGAAGAGCAUGAGCGCAUUUGCGACGUAAUCGAUGACCGACGGAACUGCGUCUACCAGGUAGCCACUCGGCAACUGGAUGGCCGCUACAACGCCCACAUAAAAGAGACCCGUGCGAAAAAGCAGCGCGAACGCGAGGAGCGUGCGGUGCGCGUCUGCCGACUGCAGCAGGCCGGCAAGAAGAAGCUGGAGGAGCGCCAGGCCACCCUGGAGGAUCGCUACGAAUUCGAGACGCAGGUGGACGAGGCGCGUCGCCAGUGCGAGCUGGAGGAGCUGGCCAAGCAGCGCAAGGCCUACCAGCUGGUGGAGAAGCAGGAGGCUGAAGAGAAGCUCAAGCGAGAGCGGGAGCUGCAACGUUUCGAGGUGGCCCGCCGGCUGAAGAACGCUGAGGCCAACCGCCACUUUGAGAUAUCCGAGAAACGGAACCGCGACAAAGUGACGGCCGAGGUGCGCGACACCCUCCACCGCCAGAGGGAGGAGUUCUUGGAGCAGCGCCAGCAGGAGCUGAUGCGCAUUUCUGCCUGCGACGACGAUCCCUACCUCCUGGAGGACAAGAAGUUUUACGCGCAGGCCGUCGAGGUCAUGGAGCAGUCCCGCAAGCUUGGCCGCCCCCUCUACCCCAUUGCCACCGCAGUCGAGCGCUAUGCGCGGUCAAACAAUUUAGAUGUGCAACCGGACAGAGGUAUCGUGAAGCGCAGCAAGCUGCGGGACUACUGCUGGCCGGGGUAUCACGCCCAGGCGGAUCUCGCCUAUCGCAAGUACGACCAGGCGGAGAUGUGCCGCGAGAACCAGCGGGAUGCUCGCAACCAGAUCUACUGCAACGCCGUCAAGAUCAAGAAGAUGGCCUCUGUGGAGAAGCCCUACAAGCCGUGUGUGCCCUCCUGUCCCAUCAACUGUUUCCAUCGUCGCGGCAUGCCCGCCGUGGAUAGCACGGAUUCCUUUGACUACGGCCCCCAUGUCUGCUACGAGGAGUCGCCACCGCUGGGCGCCUGUCCCAGUCGCAUGCAGGGCAUUCGUCGCUACUCGAAGGACCCCAGCCUGCCGAACCUUGUCGCACCUCCACCCAUGCCAGAACUCCGGCUGGAUGCCACAGCUGUUCCUUCUGUGGCCAAGAUGACCAACGCUCCUCCCAGUGCACCCACAGUCGAGUCGGCUGUUGUUGCAAAGCCAUCGCGUCCAGAGCCCCCUGGAGGCGCUGCUCCGGCUGCUCCCCCCAAAGUCCCAGGAGCAGGAAACCGGAGGGAAUCUUUGCCGCAAUCUCGUCCACCAGUGUCUGUAAAAACUCGUCGUGGAUCCGCUCAAGGUCCGAGCCACCGUGGAUCCAUUCUGGGUACAGAAGCACGUGGAGCCACUCUUGGAAUGCCAAAGACCGGGGCUCAGGCUCUCACUGGACAAAAUCGUCCAGCAGCUAUCCCAAAUCCCACGGGAACCUGGGGCGCGGGACCGUUGCCCCAGCCACCACCCCCACCCAACCAGAAAGGAUCUGGUAACAAAAAGUCUCGUUAGAGCCAACCCACACAAAUAUCAAUCAAUCGAGUCCCGAAUCCCAUUUGACACUUCCAAAAUUCACGUUUCUAGUGUAUUCUUGUUUUGUAUUUUGAUGUUUUUCCAUCUGCGAGGCCAGUAAAAGAGUGAAUAAAAGGGUGCAACCGACCCCUCAGCCCAUCCG
This is a messenger RNA of Drosophila persimilis, 2466 nucleotides long. RefSeq names its product trichohyalin. The transcript has 2 exons. Lineage: Eukaryota; Metazoa; Arthropoda; Insecta; Diptera; Drosophilidae. The record is from RefSeq and is a predicted model, not a curated record. Bases 60 to 2303 code for a protein of 747 amino acids.